AUUCAUUCUGAACGUUUGGAAUAAACUUUUUCGUUUUCUUAUUCAUUAGAACGUUCUGGAUUAUAUGUCACCGGAUAUUCUAAACGAAUUCCAUUUAUUCUGCCUAUGAGAUAUAACUACAAGAUCAUACGUAGAAGAAGAAUAAAGAAAUUCAGCCACAAAUUUGCAAUGGAAGUGGAAGUAUUACUAAGUAGGUUUUCGCAAAGUGCUGCUACCCCUUUUAAAUGGUCGCCAGGAGAUACAAAAUGCCUUAUUGAUUUGUACGCGAAGCAUAAAGACAAAUUCGAAAGCUUCCAAAAAAUUAAGGCCUGGGACAUUAUCGCGCAAGAAAUUACCGGGAUUCGCGGAAAAAUAAUUACAAGUGAUCAGUGCAACGGCAAAUGGAAAGGUCUAAAAUCAAUGUAUAAAAAGGUUUUAGACCACAAUAGCACAAGUGGUAAUGGAAGAAAGGAUUGGGAACAUUUCGAUGCCAUGCACGAAAUUCUCUGGAUGAAACCAGAAAUCAAUCCUCCGGCUACGUGUUCAACUGAUGAUACAGAAGUUGUCAACACUUCCGACUAUGAUUUUUGCGACAUGUUUACCGAAGAGGCUACGCCUAGAACCAGAACAAAGCGGAAAACUGAUGAAAACUGAUGAAAACCGGUGAAACUGAUGAUGCAAAACAGAGGCGUCAUAAGGAAAAGAUGGCAAAAACGGACCAGUUUCUGGAUUUGUUUAAAACACUUGUCAUACACGUA
This is a messenger RNA of Rhagoletis zephyria (snowberry fruit fly), 737 nucleotides long. RefSeq lists its product as uncharacterized. NCBI's taxonomy places the organism in Eukaryota, Metazoa, Arthropoda, Insecta, Diptera, Tephritidae. The record is from RefSeq and is a predicted model, not a curated record.